AAUAACCAGACAGACUAGAUCUGUCCCCGUCUCUCUCUCGCUCUGCUUAAAUUCUUCGCCUUUUCUCUAAUUUUCUCGGAAAAAGCUCAAAACACACCAACAAUGGCGUCCGAGAACAACGACACUCACGGAUCCAAAUCCACCACCACCAACGGCGGCGAAGCCCCGGAGCGUAAGAUUGCCCUGAUUACGGGAAUCACGGGUCAAGACGGGUCGUACCUGACGGAAUUUCUCCUCGACAAGGGUUACGAGGUCCAUGGCUUGAUCAGAAGGUCUUCCAACUUCAACACCCAGCGGAUCAAUCACAUCUACAUCGAUCCGCACAAUGCACACAAGGCUCGGAUGAAGCUCCACUAUGCUGAUCUCACUGACGCCUCCUCACUCCGCAGUUGGCUCGACAUUAUUCGUCCCGACGAGGUUUACAACCUCGCGGCCCAAUCGCACGUCGCCGUUUCGUUCGAGAUCCCGGACUACACCGCCGACGUCGUCGCCACCGGCGCACUCCGUCUCCUCGAGGCCGUCCGAUCUCACAUCUCCGCUACUGGAAGAUCUCACAUCCGGUACUACCAGGCUGGAUCGUCGGAGAUGUUUGGAGCCACUCCUCCGCCUCAGAGCGAAACGACGCCGUUCCACCCUCGAUCCCCUUACGCCGCGUCCAAAUGCGCCGCUCAUUGGUACACCGUCAAUUACAGGGAAGCUUACGGGAUCUACGCCUGUAAUGGGAUCCUAUUCAACCACGAAUCUCCGAGGCGUGGGGAGAAUUUCGUCACGCGCAAGAUCACGCGCGCCGUUGGCCGGAUCAAGAUCGGGCUCCAGAACAAGCUGUUCUUGGGGAAUCUCCAGGCUUCGAGGGAUUGGGGUUUCGCCGGAGACUAUGUUGAGGCCAUGUGGAUGAUGCUGCAGCAGGAGAAGCCCGACGAUUACGUGGUGGCCACCGAGGACUCGCAUACGGUGGAGGAGUUCUUGGAAGUGGCAUUUGGGAAUGUGGGUUUGAACUGGAGAGACCAUGUCGUGAUUGACAAGCGGUAUUUCAGGCCAGCCGAGGUUGAUAAUCUCAAAGGUGAUGCUUCAAAGGCCAAGAAAGUUCUUGGGUGGAAACCCAAAGUGGGAUUUGAGCAACUGGUGAAGAUGAUGGUGGAUGAAGAUAUUGAGUUAGCUAAGAGGGAGAAGGUCCUCGUUGAUGCUGGUUACAUGGAUGCCCAGCAACAACCAUGAUCAUCUUCAUUCGUAUCUCUCUCUCUCAAUCUUUUUUGUAUUGGUUUCAAAUGGUACCUAAGUUGAUUGAUGAUAUUACUAGAUUUUUCCCCUUUUCAUUACAAUGUCGUUCCAUGAAAUGGUUCUUAAGAGCAAAUAUAGUUUGAUUCGAGUAAUUUAAUAUUUAUCAUAUCUUGUCAGUUCCAUUCUUUAAUGUUACUCAACUUAAUUCGUUGGAUUUAGCAAUUUUAUUAUGUUUGAUGUUUACUAGUUUGUAUUAGAUAUGAGGAUCAAUAAUAUGAACUCAAUUCAAUUUU
Molecule: messenger RNA, 1511 nt
Organism: Humulus lupulus (European hop)
Lineage: Eukaryota; Viridiplantae; Streptophyta; Magnoliopsida; Rosales; Cannabaceae
Product: GDP-mannose 4,6 dehydratase 1
Exons: 1
Coding region: 103-1215 (370 amino acids)
Biological process (GO): GDP-mannose metabolic process
Molecular function (GO): GDP-mannose 4,6-dehydratase activity
Source: RefSeq, a predicted model, not a curated record